AUGAAAGCAUCAUCAACUCCUGUUCAUAUGCGCAGUACGGUUCUAGAGUGGAAGUCAGCCAUUUUACCUCCAGUGACAUUGUGGUUUACAACAACAGAAGGAGAUUGGUGUUUUGAUCAAUAUCUUGAACUUCAUUACACUCCAGAAACACUUCGUGAACAGGGACAUCUUAUACUAUGGAAGAAACAACAUCAACAUCAACAUCAAGAAGAACGUCAUCGUGAUGAACCAUUUAUAAUACCAGAAGAUACAGAUAAUGAAAUAUCUUCAAAAGUUACUUUCCGCUUAAGUGAUCUUCAAGCUGUACAGAGACAUGUGUUUGCUGCGCCUGUUUAUGUAGCUUAUAAUGAUAAAUUAACAGGUGAAAAGAAUGAUUUGGGAAAGAAAAAUAAUCCUCCUUCUCAUUCUUCUCGUUAUAAAUUAAGUGGAGCAGUUGGACUUGUACUCUCAUGGCAAUAUGGAUCUAAGCUAUUUUUUGUUUUUCACAAUGAACUCGAAACUGAUAAGUGGGAGAAAGCAUUACAAUUAGUACUGAUGAAAUUAAAGAAAGAUAAUGAGAAGAUAACAUCUUCACCCAUGAUGGAACAGUUAGAUGCUUCAUUAGAUCCACCUUGUCAAGGUCAACUUUUAAUGCGAAGAUCAGAUGCUCGAUUUCAACAUUAUUAUGUAAUACCUAGUAAAUAUAUGAAGGGAUCUUUACAUCAAUCUUCAUUUCUUCCAAAUCAAAUGAUUUACUUAUCUCGACAUCGAAGUAAAUGGGUACUUCAGGUUCAGAAAUCACUUGGUCUUGGUAUUCCUCAACGUAUUGAUCUUCAAUACACUACAAUACGAGAAGACCAAUCUGAUGAUUAUUUAAUGUUUUUAGAUGUAGAACCUUAUAUCCCAAAUUGGCGUUCUGCUUGUAAUAAUUCUUCAAAUAGAGAAAAAGAUUCAUUAACAGAUAGGAGAAGUAUUCAUGCAAAACGGUAUGAAUGUAUGGUUUCAUCCAUUCAAGAAAAACGAGAAUGGCAAAAAUGGUUUAGGAGUCAUGGAGCCGUUGUAAUUUUUGCCUCUGAUGUUUCCAGAGAUGCUUCCCCAGUUGUGCAGGAUGAUGAUCUUCUUAUCCCUUCAUCUCAACAACAACAACAACCAAAGUCAAUUCUAAAGAAACCUGUGGUAUCCAGUGCAUGGUCAGUGUUGUCUGGAUUAGUCCCUGCACGAAAUACAGUUAAUAAUAAUAAUAAUAAUAAUAAUAGUCGUAAUAAUAAUCGUAAUAAGAAUAAUGAUUAUAUUAUUCCAAAUGAUAUUCAUUGGUGUAAUUCUUCUACAAUGGUUUUACCACUACAUGAGGAAACUAAUAGGCCAAGUUCCUCUUCUAAACCAACAGAGAAUGAUUUCUCUGAGACUACAGAGGCUAGUGGAAAGGGAGAUGAUUUUUCCACUUCUAUAGUAUCUACAGCUAUUCAUAAUGAUGAAAAUGGAAUAGAUAAAGAGAAAUUGAUUAUUCUAGAAGAUACCCCAAAUGAAAAAAAAACAAGAUGUUGA
Messenger RNA from Trypanosoma theileri, 1524 nucleotides. RefSeq lists its product as uncharacterized. The record is from RefSeq and is a predicted model, not a curated record. Lineage: Eukaryota; Euglenozoa; Kinetoplastea; Trypanosomatida; Trypanosomatidae. The coding region runs from base 1 to 1524 and encodes 507 amino acids. The transcript has a single exon.